AGGACUUGUUAUUUUCUCUGUCUGAAUGUUUAAGGCUUAGCAAGAGAGUGCUAAAAGAGUAGGACUGCCUGCAAAACUCCUCUAUCAUCACUCAGCAUCAGACAAAAAAAUCCAAUGGAGACGAAAAACAUUUCCUUGCCACAGGUGGACUUGGAUCAUAUCAGUGAAGAUGAAGUAUACCCUCAGAUGGAUUUGGAGACGACGCUGGAGGAAUGCACCGCUGCCCUGCAUCUCUUUCUGAACAACAGGUUUGCGGAUGCUUUGGCAGUUUUAAAGCCCAGGAAGAGUCACAGUAUGUAUCAUGCUAUGGGCUUCAGCAGCAUCCUGGUAAUGCAAGCUGCUAUGACCUUUGACCCAAAGGACAUGGAUGCUGCCAUGACAUCCCUGAGGGAAUCCCUGCACACCUGCCAGAGGUUUAGGAAGAAAACUGGAAUUAUGGAAACCUUGGCCAGCCUGUGGCACGGACAAUCAGAUGACAGACUGACGGAAGAGGAGAUGCAUGCGGAGCUAUGCUAUGCUGAAGUUUUGAUGCUGAAAGCUGCACUGACAUUCCUGGAUGAAAGUAUAAUCAGCUUCAUCAAAGGCGGAAUGGGAAUGCGGCAUAGUUAUCUGAUAUACAAGAACUGCCAGGCCAUGGAAAAUUCCAUCAGUGAUGUGGACAAAAAGAAGAAUACUCACAUUCAUUUCCGGGGUGGGGUCAGCAUGGGCGUUGGAUCGUUUAAUCUGAUGCUGUCUCUUCUUCCAUCAAGAGUCCUCAGACUUAUGGAGUUUCUUGGCUUCUCUGGAGACAGAGAACUGGGUUUGUCCGAGUUGAGGGAUGGAGCAGCGAGCCAGAGCCUGCGAUCUAUCCUCAGCACUUUGACUCUGCUGAUGUUUCAUCUCUACACGACAAUCAUACUGGGGAUUGGCGAUGGAAACCUAACCGAGGCUGAGGCCUUGCUAAAACCCUAUGCUGAAAAGUUCCCCAAUGGUGCCCUUAUGCUUUUCUACACUGCAAGAAUUGCUGUUCUUAAGGGAAACUUCACAUUUGCUCAGGAGAAAUUCCUGGCAUGUAUUGCAACACAGGAGGAGUGGAGACAGAUUCACCAUCUAUGCUACUGGGAGCUGAUGUGGGCCUAUUCCUUUGAACAAAACUGGAUGGAGGCGUAUCGGUACGCUAAUCUGCUCUGCAAGGAGAACAAAUGGUCCCAGGCUACCUAUGUGUUUCAAAAAGCUGCUAUCUUGAGCAUGCUUCCAGAAGAAGAGGUGGCUAAACUGGGAGAAAACAUAGAGGCAUUAUUCAGGGAAGUGGAUGGUGUCAGAUUAAGAAUUGCAGGGAAAUCGAUACCAACUGAGAAGUUCGCUGCAAAGAAGGCUCAGAGAUACUCGGCGCCCAACUCUGUGAAACUUGUUGUCCCUGCUUUGGAAAUGAUGUAUGUCUGGAAUGGCUUCACAGUCGUGGGCAAGAGGCCUGAGCUAACCAAAAACAUCUUGUCCACUCUCGAAAAAGCAGAGGAGCAGCUCACACAGGAUUCAGAAUACUACAUAGAUGACCAGUGUGUUAUCCAGCUGCUGAAGGGCCUGUGUCUAAGACAGCUGGGGUGCCUGGUCCAGGCCGAGAACUGCUUCAAUCAUGUCAUUUCCAGUGAAAGUGAGAUCAAACAUGAUGACUAUCUGGUGCCAUACACUAUGUAUGAGCUGGGCCUUUUACACAAGCAAAGAGGCGACAUCAGCAAGGCCAUCACAGUAAUCGAAAAUGCCAAGAUGAACUACAAAGACUACAGUAUGGAGUCAAGGCUACACUUCCGCAUCCAUGCAGCUCUCAACACUAUGGGUUCUUUUGAAGCGAAACUUCCUCCAUCACGUACACCAGCUUAAAGCAAAAGCAAUGGAGAGAGUCUCCACCUGAUUUGCAGCUUUCUGCUUUGAUAGCACUUAAACCCCCCCGCCCCCAAAUCCCACACCUAAUUUUUUUGUAUAUACCACAAGAUGGGACCCGUAGCACAGGGCCAAUGUGGCUCAUAUGAAUAGC
Menidia menidia (Atlantic silverside) is the source of this 2011-nucleotide messenger RNA. Lineage: Eukaryota; Metazoa; Chordata; Actinopteri; Atheriniformes; Atherinopsidae. The record is from the annotation of a GenBank genome assembly.